AAGAAAAGCAAGCACAAGCUUAUAAACCACAGCAAACAAAAAUAACACACACUCGCUCCAAGCUCUCUUUUAGAUUGCUCUGAAUCAAAUAAAUUAGGGCUUUUUCAAUUGAAUCCAAAUGGACAACAUGGAUCUGAACGCUCCCCACUCCAUGGGAACAACAAUCAUCGGGGUUACUUACAACGGCGGCGUUGUGCUCGGCGCCGACUCCAGAACCAGCACCGGUAUGUAUGUGGCGAAUCGAGCUUCUGAUAAGAUCACUCAGCUCACGGAUAAUGUCUACAUUUGUCGAUCCGGAUCGGCAGCUGAUUCGCAGAUUGUGUCUGAUUACGUCAGAUAUUUUCUUCACCAGCACACGAUUCAACUCGGGCAGCCUGCAACUGUAAAAGUCGCUGCAAAUCUUGUUAGGCUAUUGUCAUAUAACAACAAGAACAUGCUGCAAACUGGUAUAAUUGUUGGUGGAUGGGACAAAUAUGAAGGAGGCAAGAUAUACGGGGUCCCGCUUGGUGGAACAAUAAUAGAGCAGCCUUUCGCCAUUGGAGGAUCUGGCUCGAGUUACUUGUAUGGAUUCUUCGAUCAAGCAUGGAAGGAAGGAAUGACCAAGGAAGAAGCUGAGCAAUUGGUUGUUAAGGCAGUUUCUCUAGCAAUUGCCCGAGAUGGCGCAAGUGGUGGUGUUGUGCGCACAGUCAUUAUAAACUCAGAUGGGGUGACAAGAAACUUUUAUCCUGGUGACACUCUCCCAUUGUGGCAUGAAGAGCUUGAGCCCCAGAACUCUUUGCUCGAUAUUCUCAACGCACCUGCUCCUGAACCAAUGAAUAUUUAAGUGGUUGUAUUUGUCUUCUGCUAUGUAGCAACACAAUCGAACUACUUUUAAUUGUUGUUGAAAAACACAAUGGAUUUGGUAAAUUAGAUUAUGUUUUACGUUUCACUGCAACAAUCUUUCAGAAUUUCAACCUGUUUUAUUUCUAGCACUUUUGUCAUAAUGUCUUUUUCAUGCCCCCCAAUUUGAAAAAUAUAACCAUAAUGUCUUGUUUUCUUC
Daucus carota subsp. sativus is the source of this 1039-nucleotide messenger RNA. Its product is annotated as proteasome subunit beta type-6. Gene Ontology annotation, cellular component: proteasome core complex. The record is from RefSeq and is a predicted model, not a curated record. The transcript is spliced from 8 exons. The coding region runs from base 119 to 823 and encodes 234 amino acids. Lineage: Eukaryota; Viridiplantae; Streptophyta; Magnoliopsida; Apiales; Apiaceae. Gene Ontology annotation, molecular function: threonine-type endopeptidase activity.